Medioppia subpectinata is the source of this 609-nucleotide messenger RNA. NCBI's taxonomy places the organism in Eukaryota, Metazoa, Arthropoda, Arachnida, Sarcoptiformes, Oppiidae. The record is from the annotation of a GenBank genome assembly.
CUGGCGGCGGAGGGCAUGUAUACGGGACAGUUCGUGUACUGCGGCCGGAAGGCCACCCUUCAGAUCGGCAAUGUGUUGCCCAUCGGCACUAUGCCUGAGGGAACUGUGGUCUGCAAUCUCGAAGAGAAGGCCGGAGAUCGCGGUCGCAUUGCCCGCGCGUCAGGCAAUUACGCCACUGUUAUCUCUCACAACACAGACACACGAAAAACACGAGUAAAGUUGCCGUCCGGGGCCAAGAAAGUGGUUCCUUCCACCAACAGAGGAAUGGUUGGCAUUAUUGCCGGCGGCGGACGUAUUGACAAACCAAUCCUGAAGGCCGGCCGCGCGUAUCACAAAUACAAGGCUAAGAGGAACUGCUGGCCUAAAGUUCGAGGAGUGGCUAUGAAUCCUGUGGAACAUCCGCACGGAGGCGGUAAUCACCAACACAUCGGACACGCGUCCACUGUUAGGAGAGAUGCCAGCGCUGGACGUAAAGUGGGUCUCAUCGCCGCCAGACGUACCGGUCGUAUAAGAGGUGGAAAGAAAGAAGUGAAAGACGAGACCAAAUGAGCACUGAUUUGUUUUGAUAUUUAACAAUAUUAGAAAAAUAAAAUUGAUAUCAAUUAAGAA